This is a messenger RNA of Dunckerocampus dactyliophorus (ringed pipefish), 2585 nucleotides long. Its product is annotated as rho guanine nucleotide exchange factor 7. Bases 434 to 1585 code for a protein of 383 amino acids. The transcript has 11 exons. The record is from RefSeq and is a predicted model, not a curated record. Lineage: Eukaryota; Metazoa; Chordata; Actinopteri; Syngnathiformes; Syngnathidae.
CAAGGCUCCAGUCUGCAUUUAGUGUUGUCUGCUCGUAUUGAACUGUUUGGAAAUCUUUGCAAACUAGCAGUGUGCCUGCUUUUAAGACACGCGCUGGUUUCAGCUUUGUUGUUCAAAACCAAGCUGAGCGACAGCUGACAGGAAGGAAGGAACAACCACACUGUGUAUCACCAUUUUUAACUUCAAUUCCUCUUCUGACACCUUUGGUCUGCCAGGCUAGGUGGAAACAGAGAAAAAAUGGGGAACUAGAGAUUAGUGUAGCCACCCCUCCUCCUCCUCUCCUCCUAUGCCCAAUAUCCUCUUUUGGGGUCUUUUGUGUGUGUGUGUGUGUCUGUUUGUUGUGUGCCUGGUUUGAGUGUGGCAAACACACACAGUGGGGAUGAGAGUUUGAGAGCAGGAGGACAGGACAGGAUAGGAGAGGACUUUGUCCACGAUGGGAUGCUGCAGUGUGACCCAGAGGCACACUGGAGUGGACGAGGUGGGCCCUGAUGAGAUUGAGCUACUGGAACUCUCUGGAGACAAUUUAGGGCUGUGGAGUUUGGGAGAGACCAGACUUCAACUGUCAGUGAGGGGCAGCCGAGACGACAAGCAGCCAUCGUGUUACACGUCACUACGACACCUGGAGCAACAGGGGGUGCUGUGGGGCAAGAGCAGAGAGGAGCUGCACCACAGAAUCUUCUCCCAGCAGCCAGUCAGAGGCUGGGAGGGUCAACCUGCUCACAUGUACGGAGAGAUCAUUCACUCCUCCUUAGUGUGUCUGCACAGCAAAUACGCUCAGGAGAAGUGUGAACACUUCCUGGUUUUAUUCUCUUUCCACCUGCUCAUCCUCUCACUGGACCACACAAGGCAAGACUUCAUUUAUGAGGGACUGCUUCCUCUUUCCGGACUUUCCUUUCGCGUCAUCUCCAAGGAGUGUGACAUGUCACAGUCACCUCACAUGUUUGAGAUCAGCAGCCGGAUGAUGGACCCCAAGGUCUUCAUAAGUUCCACUGGUGCAGAGUUGCAGACAUGGAUGCAGCACGUAGAAGACAGGACAUACAAGUCAAUGACGCAGCCCAUGAGUCCUUCCCACUGUGCUCUCUCCUAUCUAUUACCUUGUGAUGAGCACUGGAAAAGACAGGAGCUGAAGAAGUACUUGAUGCAUGCUCCAAUAUGGGAGUGGGAGGGUUCACCUAUACAGCACAUGGGACGACCAGCCUACUUGUCAGUGGUCCAUAUUAUCAAUACACACAGACAGGGUCUUCAAGAACGACUUAUGGUUCUCUUCCCUCAAGACGUGCUGCUGCUGUCAGUAGACAACAAGCUGCUCAAUAUCACGUACCAGGGCAGGCUGCCGCGUCGAGGCAUCGAAGCCACAGAGAGAUCAGCCCAGCCUGGACGACUUGAGUUUGAGCUGCGAGGCGAGCUGGUGGAGCCUCUGCAGGUGUCUUGUACCUGCAUGGAGGAUCAUCACAACUGGAUCUUUCAUUUACGCCAGCCAGACAAAAGCGUUGCUGCUGUGUCAACCGUCACAACAAAGCCGCACAGGAGUCGCAAGGAGAGCAUCACAGCAAAAGAACAAGCACACGUCAAUGGGCGCAGCUGAGGAUACAGCAUAGUGUUGUUUAGACUGAGGUGAAGGGAAAUGUGUAUUAUGUGCAGGUACAAUGAAUAUGCCACAAACAUGGAGAUGACAUCUUCUCAAACCAACUUUGGUACAUUGUGUCACCAUAAACAUUGUCUUUUUUAAUAUCUCAUUUUUGUGGGCUUCCAACACAAUAAACUGCUCACAGACAAGAUCAAUCGAAUAUAUUCCAGUUUAUUUCAUUGUUGAAAUGUUUACAGUAGUCUGCACACUUCCAGCCUGUUGUCUGAGUAAUGCAAAGUGUCCAAAGUGCGGCAUGGGGACUAUUUUUGGUGUUUUAUUGGCCCUCUGCAUAUAAAAUGAUUUCAACAUUAAUGAGAUGUAUUAUUACUUAGUACACUAAUUUGCUCUGUUGGAUAGGUUAGCAUAUAUUAACCUCCUAGUACAUCAGAUUGUUUUUAGCAUUUUUAAUGCACAAAAUGUCCUCCCACACCCUUCAGUUUUUCUGUAUGUGGCACCCGGUUGAAAAAGUUUGAACAAGUGUUCACAUAAAUUAUAGUUAAUGCAUAAAGUCAUUGAACUAGAUUCAGCAUAUCCUUAUAACGAGAACAAAACAGCUGAAGAAGUAUAAAUAUACGUUUUAAAUUACAAAAAGAAGUAGUGAUUACAAAAAAAAUUCCAUGUGCCACCGACAAGAAUGUAGGAUUGAAAUGUUAAUAAUCAGUGUUUUAAAAAUACAACAACCAUUUAGAGCUAUCAAUAAGGUCUCAAUAUAGCGCAGUGCUUCAGAAUGUUGUCCACUGUCCAGUGAAAAGCAUGGAUCUGGAAUUUAGACCAGUAACACAAAACACCCCACAUUAUACAUAUUUUUGAGAUGCAUGGUGUUUUUUUUUUUGCAACAACUGAAUUGCUACAACAAUGUGACAAUAUGUCAUUUUUAUUGCUGGCAUCAACGUUUACUAAAUAAAACCUCAUAGAUUUAUUUUUAUUUUAUUAUGUACAUUGUUAAACAUUUACUGCA